Messenger RNA from Cryptomeria japonica (Japanese cedar), 1882 nucleotides. RefSeq lists its product as uncharacterized. NCBI's taxonomy places the organism in Eukaryota, Viridiplantae, Streptophyta, Pinopsida, Cupressales, Cupressaceae. The transcript has 8 exons. Gene Ontology annotation, molecular function: oxidoreductase activity. Bases 224 to 1480 code for a protein of 418 amino acids. The record is from RefSeq and is a predicted model, not a curated record.
CCACCAUGAAAUCCAAUAGAAAUACCAGAUUACGUGGGACCCAUUUCUCUCUAUAUAAUACAGACGAAUAUCACUUCUUUUGGUUUUGUUUUGGCCAUAUUAAAUUCUACUGGUGACAGAGACCAAUAAUCUUACUUGAAAGCCAGGCAAGAGCGCCAAGAUUCGAUCGCAUAAUCAAAUUAUAGUGGUGCCGUGAAUCGAUCGCACGACGCUACGUUACAGAAUGGCAAAUUUCUCGCGGUUUGUACCUGUUUUACGAAGAGCAUUGAGUGGGAGGAGGUCACGCGAUCGAUUCCUGUCAAGCGUGGCGCAGAAUGCAGGGGAAGCGAGCGGGUACCACUUGGGGAAUGGGCCUUCGAGCAUGAAGGCGGCGGUGUUUUGGGAGCCUGGAAAGCCCUUGACAUUUGAAGACUUCCACAUGCCCCGCCCCAAGACUGGGGAACUUCUUAUAAAAACUAAAGCAUGUGGGGUGUGCCAUUCUGAUCUUCAUGUCAUGAAGGGAGACUUGGCUUUUGCAAGGCCUUGUGUUGUGGGCCAUGAAAUAACAGGAGAGGUAGUUGAGCAUGGAGCACAUACUGAUUCUGUCACACUUAAAAGAUUUCCCAUUGGGUCUCACGUUGUAGGAGCUUUUAUAAUGCCUUGUGGAAACUGCUUUUAUUGUGUAAAGGGACAAGAAGAUCUCUGUGAACCAUUUUUUGAUUACAACAGAGCUAAAGGAACACUGUAUGAUGGCGAAACUCGCCUAUUUCUCCGCAGCAAUGGCAAGCCUGUCUACAUGUAUAGCAUGGGAGGACUUGCGGAGUACUGUGUAGUUCCAGCCACAGCAUUGACUAUUCUUCCAGACUCAUUGCCAUAUACUGAGUCGGCUAUUCUUGGAUGUGCUAUUUUCACAGCAUAUGGUGCAGUUAAACAUGCAGCUGACAUGCAUGGAGGAGACACAGUUGCAGUCAUUGGUGUUGGUGGGGUAGGAUCUAGUUGCUUGCAGGUAGCUCGAGUAUUUGGGGCUAGCAAGAUAAUUGCUGUUGAUGUUAAAGAUGAAAAGCUUGAGAAUGCCAAAAAGCUAGGAGCAACCCAUACUAUUAAUGCAUCGAAAGUGAAUGUUGUAGAUACAAUUAAGGAAAUUACUGGGGGCAGGGGAGUUGAUAUUGCUAUGGAAGCGUUGGGAAAACCAGGGACAUUCAAGCAGACUGUACUCAGUGUACGGGAUGGUGGGAAGGCUGUUUUGAUUGGGCUUGCACCCUCUGGUGUUACAGCAGAGGUUGACAUGACACGGCUUGUUCGCCGUCAGAUAAAAAUAAUUGGAUCAUAUGGAGGUAGAGCAAGGCAGGAUCUUCCAAAGUUAGUAGAGCUUGCAGAAACAGGCAUCUUCAACCUGGAAACUGCUGUUUCAAGGAAAUGUACAUUUGAUGAAGCUGAAGCUGUUUAUAACGCUCUUGACAGAGGCGAAAUUAUAGGUCGAGCUGUGGUUGAGAUUAUGUAACCAAAGUCCCAGAUUAAAUUUUUUAAAGAUUAAUAAACUUCAUGUUCAUUUUUAGAGGGUGAAAGAAAAUUGACGUGCUUCGGUGAUUGAAAAAUAAUGCCGAUUAUGGGUGAUCCUCAAAGUUGUUGAUCCUACCCCAAAUAAGCAAGACUACAUAUAGUAGAGCAAGGAAAGCACAAUAAGCGAUUUUUGUAUAUACAUCUCAUUUUGUUAGGGACUCGUGUACCCUACAUUUAUCUUAUGAUUUAUCAGUGUUACACUGAAAUAAUACAGGAUGGGAAAAAUGUUGACCAUUAAUGGUUCCUUGCUCAAGUUACAUGUUCUUGUUGGAUGCACCUAUCAAUUUUGGGGUGAUUGUGCUCAGAUGCGGCUCUUUUAAAUUCCAUAUUCAUUGAAAUUCCA